This is a messenger RNA of Lontra canadensis (Northern American river otter), 2186 nucleotides long. RefSeq names its product cysteine and serine rich nuclear protein 1 (gene CSRNP1). Gene Ontology annotation, biological process: regulation of transcription by RNA polymerase II. Lineage: Eukaryota; Metazoa; Chordata; Mammalia; Carnivora; Mustelidae. Gene Ontology annotation, molecular function: DNA-binding transcription factor activity, RNA polymerase II-specific; sequence-specific DNA binding. Gene Ontology annotation, cellular component: nucleus. Bases 532 to 1956 code for a protein of 474 amino acids. The record is from RefSeq and is a predicted model, not a curated record. The transcript is spliced from 4 exons.
UGUUUAUGUACUAAUAAAUGUAUCUGUGUAUUAUACAUAGAAAAAGAGUAUGAUUUUUAGCACAUAAAACCUAACAGUAUGUUGACUAAACUGGAUUUAUUCUGGCAAUAUAAGAAUGGUUUAAUAUUUAUAAAAUCCAGUCUUAGAGUUUACCCAAUGACUUUGUCAGAGGAAGAAAAAUGAGAGCCACUGUGGAUGCUGAAAAACACUUGAUAAAAUAUCAUGUUCCUUCUAGAUAAGGCCCUUGGUAAAAUAGUAAUAAGUGAAUUCUACCUUAAGUGAUUAAAAAUAUGUGUCUCAGCCCAAAAGCUGGCAUUCCUGUCGGUGAGAACAUACUGUAAGCUGUCCCACUAAGGAACAAGAUGAGGAUGCUGUCACCACUAGUAGUUAACAUUGUUCACCCUGUCCAUCCUGAAGCGGGCUCCCCGGAAGCGGCCAGGCCGUGUCGCCUUUGAUGGUAUCACUGUCUUCUACUUUCCACGGUGCCAGGGCUUCACCAGUGUGCCCAGCCGUGGUGGCUGCACUCUGGGUAUGGCCUCCCGCCACAGUGCCUGCCGCCGCUUUUCCUUGGCUGAGUUCACCCAGGAGCAAGCCCGGGCACGGCGUGAGAAGCUGCGCCUACGCUUGAAGGAGGAGAAGCUGGAGGCGCUCCGGUGGAAGCUUGCGGAGACCGGGGUGCCUGAGACGGAGGCUAGCCUGCCACUCACAGUGGACGCCAUUGAUGACGCCUCUGUGGAAGAGGACUUGGCCGUGGCCGUGGCAGGUGGCCGGUUGGAGGAGAUGACCUUCCUACAGCCCUACCCAGCCCGGCGACGGCGGGCUCUGCUGCGGGCUGCUGGGGUGCGGAGGAUCGAUCGCGAGGAGAAGCGGGAGCUGCAGGCUCUGCGCCAGUCCCGAGAGGACUGUGGCUGUCGUUGUGAUCGGGUCUGUGACCCCGAGACCUGCAGCUGCAGUCUGGCAGGCAUCAAGUGCCAGAUGGACCACACUGCGUUCCCCUGCGGCUGCUGCAGGGAGGGCUGCGAGAACCCCAAGGGCCGUGUAGAAUUUAAUCAGGCCCGCGUGCAGACCCAUUUCCUCCACACCCUCACCCGCCUGCAGCUGGAGCAGGGGGCCGAGAGCCUGGGGGAGCUGGAGGCGCCCAGCCAGGACAGCCCAGCCAGCCCUGGUGAGCAGGUCCUGGUCCCCGCUUUCCCGCUGGCCAAGCCCCCCGUGAGCAGCGAGCUGGGAGACAACAGCUGUAGCAGCGAAAUGACCGACUCCUCCACAGCUUCGGGCACCAGCGAGGCCCCGAGCGGCACCGCCCACCCAGCCCUGCCUGGCCCUGGCUUCCAGCCCGACAUGGAUGAUGAUAGCCUGGCCCGGGUCCUAAGUCUCAGUGACUCUGACCUGGGAGGGGAAGAGGAGGAGGAAGAGGAAGGGGGAGUGGGGAGCCUGGACAACCUCAGCUGCUUCCACCCAGCUGAUAUCUUUGGUACUGGUGAGCCCGGUGGCCUGGCCAGCUGGACCCACAGCUAUUCUAGCUCUAGCCUCACGUUAGGCAUCCUGGAUGAAAACGCCAACCUGGAUGCCAGCUUCUUCCUGAACAGUAGCCUUGAAGGGUUGGGAGAAGGCAGCUUCUCUGGUGCCUCAGUGCUGCCCAGCUCAGAUGCUGGCCAGAGCAACUCUGUGGACCUCAGCUUGUCUUCCUGCGACUCCUUCGAGCUGCUCCAGGCCCUGCCAGACUAUAGUCUGGGGCCUCACUACACCUCCCGGAAGGUGUCUGACAGCCUGGACAACCCGGAGGCCCCCUUCUUCCCCCUGCCAACCUUUUCUCCAGCAGGGGACACCGGCGCUUGCCUCCUGGAGUCCCUUGUGGGCCUGGCGGACUCAGCCACUGAGGCCCCGGCACCCUUCAUGGACAGCCAGUUGUUUGAGGACCCGGCCCCAGUGCCCCUGGUGGAGCCGGUGCCUGUGUGAGGACUAGGGGACCUUUUCGUGGUCCCAAGAGCCCUAUUGCUGCUUUGUUGUAAUCUGGGGGCUCCCUGAGGUCUGUAUGUUAAGGAUUUUCCCGUUGGCUGGCUCAUCCAUGCGGGCACUCCUGAGUUUUGUGCAACACUUUGGAUUGACUUAUUUAUUUUUGUAACUUCUUCUGUGCUGAAGAGAGGGCAGGGAGGGGGCUUUCCCUGUCAGCCACUUGGCCCCCCCAC